Molecule: messenger RNA, 2424 nt
Organism: Doryrhamphus excisus (bluestripe pipefish)
Lineage: Eukaryota; Metazoa; Chordata; Actinopteri; Syngnathiformes; Syngnathidae
Product: protein LSM14 homolog B-like
Molecular function (GO): mRNA binding
Source: RefSeq, a predicted model, not a curated record
AGGAUUCGCUACCGGCUAAACACCGUCGGUGGUUUCCGAGUGUUUUCGCCGAGUAAUGCGUCGAAAACGGCCAGCUCCAAAUGUACAAUCGCCCAUUGUGACUUUUAGUGAAUUUUCACUGUUUUUACAGAAGACGAAGGCUCCUUUUUCCGGAUUAGAAGCACUGUAGAGUCGCGGUGCAAAGAUGGCUGCACUGCUGUGGUUCGAAGUGAAGUUGCCGUUGAGAGGAGGCGGAGUGGGCGUCACACCCGCCCAGUAGAGGAAACACAGCUGUCAGUCUCCAGUGUGUGUGUGCGUGUACACAACCGAGGUCAAUUCUUGUCCACGACAACACAUAAAUAAACAAAUAGUUGUACAUUUUAACAAGAAUUUCACGCCUGUUUAAGAAGAGGCUGUUGCGUCACAAAGCGUGACAAUACGGUAUUGUUGUGUGAUUUAAUUGUGAGGGAAUUGAUCAGAAAACAAUGCAAAUCAAUUGUUAUAGACGCAUACCAUGUGAGUAUGCAUUUGUUGUGUGUGUGUCGGGCAUAAUGUUUACUCAUAUGGUAUUUUAACUGCCUGGUAUAUUCCAAAAUAAGUUAAAUGCCCCCAUUUAUCGACACAUCGGUGUACGCCAGUUGAGGAAAGAAGCCAACCCUUGUCAACCGCGUUGCGUCACUGCCGAUCUUAUAAAUGACACAGGUGCGUUUAAUAGUGCACCUUGCUGCUGAUAAAUGUCUGAUGAGGAGUCUUGGCGCCUCUUUCGGUCUUUGUUUGCCUAAAGUGCUGGAAGCAUGAGUGCCAGAGGUGGGACGCCGUACAUCGGCAGCAAGAUAAGUUUGAUAUCGAAAGCACAGAUUCGUUAUGAAGGUAUAUUGUCCUCCGUGGACACUGAUAGGUCCACUGUUGCUUUAGCCAAAGUUAAGGCCUAUGGGACAGAGGACCGCCACACUGGCAGCCCGGUGCCGCCUAAAGAUGAAAUGUAUGAAUAUAUAAUAUUUCGAGGAAGUGACAUAAAGGACAUCACUGUGUCUGAACCAGCAAAGCCACAUCACGGACCCCCCCGAGACCCUGCUAUCCUACAGUCGUCUCUCAGCAGCUCCUGUGGUGGCUACCACCCACGCUGGAGCCCCUACAGAGACUACAACUACCCUUACAAUCCCAUGGCGGCUGGCCCCCUACUCAACCAGCAGUACAACGCAGCGCUGGGUCUAGUUCCAGGAUUCCACGGCAUCCCCGCCAGAAGAGCCCCCAUGGUUGAACAAGCUGUUCAGACCGUACCGUUGGCCAGCAAUGCUCAGAAAAAAGGGAAGUCCUGGACCCAGCCGCAGGUCAAACCGGCUGCUCGCCCGCCCCAACGGUCUGGUCCCCAGGUUCAGAAAGAGAAUGUACCCACCAGUCAAACGGCCUCCCUUCCAACUCCAGGCAAGACUGAAGGCCAAAGCACGGACGCCGGCAAACAAAGAGCGAAACAAGGAAGUCGCAGGUCCAGGAACCGCAGCAGAGGCCAGCUUCUUGUAAAAAACUCCAAGUCCACAACUUUGAAGUUUGAGUCGGAUUUUGAUUUUGAAACUGCAAAUGCUCAGUUUAAAGACGAUCUGACGAAGGAGAUUGUAGUGGAGAAGGAGGACCAUGGGGAUGCCCCCAAGGGCCCGUGUCCACAGGAAGAGGAGACUCCUGGGGGGGAUAAGUACUACGACAAGACUAAGGGCUUCUUCGACAACAUCUCCUCAGACAUGAAGCCCAGGAGGACAACGUGGGCCGAGGAGAAAAAAUUGAAUAUGGAGACUUUUGGAGUACCAGGCCGCUUCUUGAGAGGCAGAGGAUUCCGGGGGCGGGCCCGCAGAGGGCAAAGCACGGCCGAGCAGCGACCCCUCCCAAAAAUUGUGGGUGGGAGAGUAUAAAGAUUUUUGUUUUUUUGUAAAUAGAUUGUAAUUUUCUACUUAAGUGCCUCCCCUUUUUCAAUUUGAAGCACUAAGUGUUUUUGUUUAUCCCAGUCGGCAUUUAUGGGAGUGUUGUACAUUUUGUAUUAUCUAUCAUGGGAGAGAGAUUUGUUUUAAUGCAGCAGCUGUACACAAAGUAUACAUUGGUAGUUUAGCAUGCAAAGUAAGACUUGUCCUGGAACGGCGCAUCAGACAUGCAAUUUAAUUUACUUUCUGUAGUUGUGGAUGUUAUGCUACCUGCUCGACUGUCCAAACUGGUCUUCAAGAUGGUUUUUUAUGUUCUUUAUUUUCCCCGACCUGUAAUGUUGAAACACUGAAGUUAAGUGGAACAGUUGCUAUUAAAUAAGUGGUUGGUAGAAACAUUUCUCCUUGUCUCUGUGCAGCCAAUGCCCAUGCAAGAAGAAAUAUGGGGCGGAACCUUAAAAUACUCAAAAUACACCCUUCCACUUUUGGCCGGAAUGUCGCUGAUCAAAACCUGGGCACAAUGUCAUGGAGGACAAUC